Lathyrus sativus (Indian pea) is the source of this 771-nucleotide messenger RNA. Lineage: Eukaryota; Viridiplantae; Streptophyta; Magnoliopsida; Fabales; Fabaceae. The record is from the annotation of a GenBank genome assembly.
AUGGAACUUGUUCCUGAAGAUUGUUUUGCACACAUUUUAUCAUUUACAUCACCAAUCGAUGUUUGUAGAGUUUCUCUAAUUUCUUCAGUCCUUAAAUCCAUGGCAGAUUCAGAUCAUAUAUGGGGGAAAUUCUUACCACAUAAUUAUGAAGAAAUAAUUUCUAGACUGGUGGGUCCUCCAUUGUCGUUUUCCUCAAACAAAGAGCUAUUUGCGGCGUUAUGUAAACCGCUACUACUUGACGACGGUAACAAGAUAUUUUGUAUUGAGAAAAGAAGAGGCAAAAUAUGUUACAUGUUAAGUGCAAGGGAGCUUUCAAUAACAUUUGGAAACACUCCUCUCUAUUGGUCAUGGAAACAUGUUCAAGGCUCAAAGUUUGCAGAAGCUGCUGAACUAAGAACCAUUUGGUGGCUAGAAAUCAAGGGAACUAUAAACAUUGAAAUUCUAUCUCCAAAAACAACAUACAAAGCAUAUUUAAAAGUGAAAAUUGCAGAUCGUGCUUAUGGGUUAGAUUUGUUGCCAUCAGAGGUUUCUAUUGAGGUUGGUAAUUAUAAAUCAUGUGAAAAAGUUUAUAUACAUUCACUGUGUAAAAGAAAUGGAAAAGGCUCUUGUGAUUGUGAGUGUGAUGGUGAGUGGUUGGAGAUUGAGUUGGGGAGUUUCUACAGUGAAUCAGUUCAAGUUCAAGAGGUGAGAAUGUGUCUUAAGGAAGUUGAAGGUGUGCACUUGAAAGGUGGGUUAAUCAUUGAUGGAAUUGAAUUAAGACCUGUUUGUUAA